AUGUCUGAAGAAAAAAAAGUCGCCACACAACCAGAAGAACCAGCCGGAAUACCUCUGGCUGCUGAACAACAUUCUCUCAUGGAAAUGGCCAGAAGUAUUCUCAAUCCAAAUGGUGAAAAUCCUCGUAUAGAUGAGUAUAUUACAAGUACAUUUUCAUACAUCCUGGCUCUGUUAUAUAAAGUUGCUACAGCUACUGAUAAAGAUGCAGCUGCAAAGGCAAUUGCUGAUGAUUUGAGUGAAAAAUUUGACAGAUGGAUGGAGUCUAGAAAGGAACAACAAAAGAUUGAAGAGAUCAAGGAGGAUGAAUCAGCCAAGUAAUCCUAAUUGGUAGGAUAUGUAAAGACUGAUGAAGUAUGUCGGUUAUUAUAUGCUCACUAUGUUAGGACAUGAUAACAGAACUAACAAAUUCCGUUCUAUGUUGUAAAAAAGAAAAGUCCCAUUGUACUCUGUCGAAAAGAAAAGAAAAUAUAUUUGCAUAUAUACAAUCCAAUUUAGUUUCACUAAAUAUAAAAGAAUAAAAUAAAUACGGUAACUGACC
Messenger RNA from [Candida] anglica, 538 nucleotides. Lineage: Eukaryota; Fungi; Ascomycota; Pichiomycetes; Serinales; Debaryomycetaceae. The record is from the annotation of a GenBank genome assembly.